Molecule: messenger RNA, 1907 nt
Organism: Xenopus laevis (African clawed frog)
Lineage: Eukaryota; Metazoa; Chordata; Amphibia; Anura; Pipidae
Gene: ambn.L
Product: ameloblastin L homeolog
Biological process (GO): signal transduction; cell adhesion; odontogenesis of dentin-containing tooth
Molecular function (GO): structural constituent of tooth enamel; growth factor activity
Source: RefSeq, marked provisional
GUCGUUUCUUGCAGCAGAACUCCUUAUAUGAAUAGUGAAGAAUGGAACUGUUAGCCUUGGUUUUCUGUCUCAUAAGCACUGCUAUUGCCUAUCCGAUGCAUCAACAAACUCCCGGAACACAAGGUUUGGCAAGCAUAAGCCUUGAGACUAUGAGACAACAGGCUGCUGAUACAUUGACGGCACCAUUAAGUCAGAUUUCAAGGUUUGGAUAUAACGAUCCUUAUUCAGUACUAUGGCUACAUGGCCUCCUUCCACCCCAUUCCUCUUAUCCAUGGCUGCAUCAAAGACCACAGCUGUCAGACAACCAGCAGUUUGAAUAUGCCUUGCCUAUCCAUCCUCCUCCAUUACCCGGAGCACAGUCUCCAGCUCAGACAGAGAAAGCAGGUCAGCAUACUCAGAAUAUACCCCAACAGCCACAAGCAGCAGCUUCAACUGAUCAGCUCUCUCAUCAGCCAUCGUUACCUCUUGGUUUUCCGAUUCUACAGCAAGCAGAUCCAGCAAUAACUCCACCUAAAGGGGGACCUGUAGAUGGUCAAAUCCAAACGGUAGCAUUGUAUAUGUACCAAACAAUAAUGAAUAAACUACUGCAACAAGGAGCAGGAGAGAUAAUGCCAGAUCCAGCCGGCACUCCCCCAGUGCAUCAACAACACCCAUAUCCUGGACUAUUCUUUAUGCAGUAUGGUGGAGGACCUGGUGGACCUCCAGCAAGGCUCGGUGCAAUGAGUUCAGAAGAAAUAACAGGGGGCCGUGCUGGUGCUGCUCAUGCUUUUAGUUCCUUAUACCCAGGGCUUUUAGGUAUGGGUCCAGGACUUGGAAGCCAGCCACAGAAUCCAGCUUUACAAGGAGACUUUACAAUAGAAGAUGACUCUCCAAUAGCAGGAGGAAAACCAACUGUAUCUAAAGGUCCUAUUGAAAGUCCACAAGCAGUUGGCCCAAGCCUAAUAAUCCCAGGUUCCGAGGGAAAUCUAAAUGGCCAGGGUGAAACUGUGGCAUUCCCUAACAUCAAUUUACCAAAUUUUGCUUUUAAUCCACAAAGUCAAAGUAAAUUGCCACCAGGUGUCACACCCGCAAAUGCUCCAAGGUUGACCUAUGAUACUGGUGCUGGAUUUGUUCCAUUUGCACUGGAUGAUACCAUACCUUUUAGUGUACAAAGAGAAAAUGUCAUCACUGGAGAAAUGACUCAGGCAAAUAAUGCUAAAACUAUUGAUUCACCCAUCAUGCAUGAGGUUCACCUACAGAACCAUAAUAAUUACUUUCAGGAACCAUGAAUAGCCAUAGGCAAACUCUUUCAUUUACCUUCCUUUUGUUUUUUGAGAGAGAUAGGCUUAGUAAACAUGACAUAAUAUAUUUCAGGUAUAUAUUUCUAUUAUUCAUAUCUAAUUAUGUAGAGAACAAGCAUAACCAUUUAGAAGCAUCAUGCUACUUUUAGACUGCAUGCUUUAAAACUAUGAUUGGUGCACUCAGCAUUCACAGACACAAAUACUAAUUACUAAAUAUUUCAGUUUCUCUCAGUUUUAUUUCACUGUCUGGUACAUGGGACUGCUUCAUAGGGAAUCUGCAUGAAAUAUUAUAUACAUAACCUUAAAUCUGCCUGAUGCCAGUUCCUAACAUAAUAGCUUGUUUGGAGAAAGAGAGUUAUGGUGGAGCUAAUAUUGAUAAACCAAUACGUGGGCUCCUCAUGCUAAUCCAGUUAGCUGAAUUUGAUAUAAGAACUGUGAAUAAUUAUGAUGAAAAUUACAUAUUUACUUGCUCUUAUGGAAGAUUCAACAUCAACUCAAAUGUUUGUUUUCGCUUAAAGCUUUUAUAGCGUAACAUGUGCAGUAAUCCGUAAUGUAAAUAUAUCAGAUAAGUUAUAAUGUAAUUCAAAUUCUCAAAGCUGAAACUAAUAAAAGACAAAAGGCAUUCCA